Neltuma alba is the source of this 1264-nucleotide messenger RNA. RefSeq names its product 2-alkenal reductase (NADP(+)-dependent)-like. The coding region runs from base 69 to 1130 and encodes 353 amino acids. Gene Ontology annotation, molecular function: 2-alkenal reductase [NAD(P)H] activity. The transcript has 6 exons. Lineage: Eukaryota; Viridiplantae; Streptophyta; Magnoliopsida; Fabales; Fabaceae. The record is from RefSeq and is a predicted model, not a curated record.
UCUGCUUUGCGAGAGAGUAUUAAAGUGGAAGAAGCGUCUGGUGGCCAAAGAAGGAAAAAAGUGGAAGAAUGGGAGAGAUAUGUGAUGAGGUUGAGAGCAGAGAAUGGUACUUGGCAUCGUAUGCAUCGGAGGGUGUUCCCACCUCCGAUCAUCUCAAGCUCCGAACAGUCCGGCUAUCGCUAGCCGCCGACGCCAUCCCGGACGGCCACCUCGCCCUCGAGCUCCUCUUCGUUUCCAUCGACCCAUAUCUUCGCUCCAGAAUGACCGGCCUCCUCGACGGCCUCCACUCUGACCCGUACCAACUCAACCAGGUGAUCACGGCUUUUGGGAUUGGGAAGGUGGUACGAUCCAAGAACAGUGAGUUUGAGGAGGGCGACAUUGUGCUUCAUCCAUUUAUACCCGUAGCAGAGUACUGCGUGGUGAAGUCCCACAUGUUCAAAAAAAUUGAUCCCAACACUGCCAUUUCAUUGCCUGAUUUCCUAAGCUGCUUGGGAGUGCCAGGGUUUGCAGCGUGGGUGGGUAUAGAGGUGCUGGCGGAACCAAAGCCAGGAUCCAAUGUCUUCAUCUCUGCUGCGUCCGGUGGUGUGGGAAUGUUUGCCGGCCAACUCGCCAAGCUCCGCGGCUGCCGGGUUAUUGGCAGCACUGGCUCCGAUGACAAGGUGAAGCUGAUAAAAGAGGAGUUUGGUUACGACGACGGAUUCAACUACCACAAGGAAACAGAUUACGAUGCUGCUUUAAGCAGGUAUUUCCCAAAUGGUAUAGAUGUUUACGUGGACAAUGUGGGAGGCAAGAUGCUGGAAGCUGUACUUAACCACGUCAACAAGUUUGCACGCAUACCGCUUUGCGGAAUGAUAUCUCAAUACAAUAAGGUCUGGAGGGAAAGAGAAGGGGUGAGGAAUUUGCUGAACAUGGUGGGGAAGGAAGUGAGGAUGGAGGGUUUUAUGGUUCGCUCCCAUUUGCAUCGUUUUGGAGAGUUCGCUGCGGCAAUGGAAGGUUACAUGAAACAAGGGAAAGUGAAGUCCAGGAAUAAAAUCAACCUGGGCAUUCACAGCUUUUUAGACAGCCUAGCCUCUGUCUUCUCAAGCUCCAAUGAUGGCAAAGUGAUUAUUCAGGUUAAGCCACGUGUUUAGUUAAUCCCAUUUCUGUUUAAUUAAUCACGCCUCCUGUUUAUGUAUGAAACUUAAUUAUCUGACUUUUGUGAACCAGACUUUUGUAUUUGUGGUUGACUUUUGUUGUUUUCAAUAAUAUCAAAACAUGUGGUUAA